CCCCAGGAUGGUCGAUGGAGUUAUGCUUCUCCCCGUGCUGAUGGUGAUGGUGAUCCCGUCCCCGAGCUGGCAAGAUGAUGAACUGAAGCCCAAGAUGGUUGCCUACGAAUGUGUGUGUGAAGGCAUGUCCUGUGGGAAUGGGGAUCGGUGCCAAGGCCAGCAGUGCUUUGCUUCCCUGAGCAUUAAUGAUGGGGCUAAGGUUUACCAGAAAGGCUGCUUCCAGGUCUACGAGCAGGGCAAGAUGACAUGCAAAACUCCUCCGUCCCCUGACCAGGCUGUAGAGUGCUGCCAGGGAGACCUGUGCAACAUGAACAUCACUGCACAGCUGCCCUCUUCGAAAGGACAAACCUUUCACGGAGAUGCUGCAGGUUACAGCAUGGAAACACUAAUCCUCGUGAUCCUGGCCCCUGUGAUAGUGUUGAUAGUCUUUUCUGCAGUAGCUGUGCUGAUCAUCCGGAGAAUCCAGAAGAACCACAUGGAGAGGCUCAAUUCCAGGGACGCGGAGUACGGCACGAUCGAGGGGCUCAUCGCGUCGAACGUGGGGGACAGCACGCUGGCAGAUCUGUUGGACCAUUCCUGCACAUCUGGAAGUGGUUCUGGACUUCCUUUCUUGGUGCAAAGAACGGUGGCUCGGCAGAUCACCCUGGUGGAGUGUGUAGGAAAGGGCCGUUAUGGAGAAGUCUGGAGGGGUCAGUGGCAAGGAGAAAACGUUGCUGUGAAGAUCUUCUCUUCUAGGGAUGAAAAAUCCUGGUUCAGGGAAACCGAGUUGUACAACACUGUAUUGCUGAGGCACGAGAACAUUUUAGGUUUUAUUGCCUCUGACAUGACGUCCCGGAACUCGAGCACGCAGCUGUGGCUGAUCACACACUACCACGAGAUGGGGUCCCUGUACGACUACCUGCAGCUGACCACGCUGGACACGGUGAGCUGCCUGCGCAUCGUGCUGUCCAUCGCCAGCGGCCUGGCACACCUGCACAUCGAGAUCUUCGGCACGCAGGGCAAGCCUGCCAUCUCCCACCGCGACCUCAAGAGCAAGAACAUCCUCGUCAAGAAGAACGGGCAGUGCUGCAUCGCCGACCUGG
This is a messenger RNA of Acanthisitta chloris (rifleman), 1082 nucleotides long. RefSeq names its product activin A receptor, type I (gene ACVR1). NCBI's taxonomy places the organism in Eukaryota, Metazoa, Chordata, Aves, Passeriformes, Acanthisittidae. Gene Ontology annotation, biological process: heart development; BMP signaling pathway; cellular response to growth factor stimulus. The transcript has 6 exons. The annotation marks the transcript as partial. The record is from RefSeq and is a predicted model, not a curated record. Gene Ontology annotation, cellular component: BMP receptor complex; plasma membrane. Gene Ontology annotation, molecular function: ATP binding; SMAD binding; transforming growth factor beta receptor activity, type I.